AUGAGUCUGCGAGAAAAGACCAAACUUGAUCCAAAUGAAGAGGAUUCAACAACCACCGUGACUGAAUCUGACAAGAGCAAUGGUUCGGAUCAGCGUGAGGAUGAUACAGAAACCUCAUCCACCAUUUCAAAAGAAAAUUUUCAAAGUAAUGGUGGUGAUGAUGAAAAAUUUCCAUUCCAAAGAAGUGAUGAUGCCAUGCUCGCGGAUUAUGUACGAAAAAAAGCAAUUGCAAAUAUUGAAGAAAAGAGAAAAUUAUAUAUUGAUUAUAAGAAAGAACAAAAAGGAAGAAUGAUUUCUUUUUUAACAUCAAUUUUGACGGAUCCUGUCUCUCCAAUAUUUAAUCAAGUCUUGAAACAAUACUUAAAGCCAAUCAAUUUUUCCAUCUUUGAAGGAGUGGAGGCCGAGAAGAUCAAGAAUUUAAUUACAUCCGAAGAAGAGAUUGAGAAAUUGAGAAAAUCUAUCGAAGGAACUCCUUCAAAUAUUUUUGAAGAUGAGAAAAGAAGACAUGACAUAUCAGAGCAGGACGAAUUUUCAGGCUUCCCAGCAAUAACCAAAGAAAAAGAAUCGAAAUAA
Molecule: messenger RNA, 573 nt
Organism: Naegleria fowleri
Lineage: Eukaryota; Heterolobosea; Eutetramitea; Acrasida; Naegleriidae
Exons: 1
Coding region: 1-573 (190 amino acids)
Source: RefSeq, a predicted model, not a curated record